This is a messenger RNA of Spathaspora passalidarum NRRL Y-27907, 1216 nucleotides long. RefSeq names its product protein transporter YIF1. Gene Ontology annotation, cellular component: COPII-coated ER to Golgi transport vesicle; Golgi membrane; endoplasmic reticulum-Golgi intermediate compartment. The transcript has a single exon. Gene Ontology annotation, biological process: endoplasmic reticulum to Golgi vesicle-mediated transport. The record is from RefSeq and is a predicted model, not a curated record. Bases 40 to 1071 code for a protein of 343 amino acids. NCBI's taxonomy places the organism in Eukaryota, Fungi, Ascomycota, Pichiomycetes, Serinales, Debaryomycetaceae.
AGCAUCCAGGUCCCCGUUUUGUAAUACAUCACAGUCACAAUGUACAAUCCAUACGGAAAUGUCGCGGCUGAUUCGUACCAGAAUCAAUACCAAUACCAACCGCACGACCAAUCUCAACAACAAUCACCACAAAACUUGCAACACCCUCAGCCACACCAUCCAACGUCGUUUGGCCACCACCCACAACAGCAAAUGUACACGGGACAACCACCGGUCCCCACAGCAGCAGCACAACAACACCAACAAUACCAACAACACCAACAACAACAGCAGCAGCAGCAGCAACAGCAACAGCAGCAACAACACGCACAACCAGGUUUCAAUUUCCUCAAUGAGCCCGCAGCUGCCUUGGCUUCUCAGUUUGCCAUGAGUGGAUUCCAACAAUCUAACCAGUACAUCCAAGAAAACUUUGGAAAUCUUUCCAUUUCCGGCGAUAUCAACUACUAUUUCCAAGUCAGCAACUCCUACGUGUUUCUGAAGAUAUUUUUGAUCUUGUUCCCGUACAGACAAAAGGAUUGGAGUAGGAUAUCCACCAAGGAAACCGGCGAAAACCAAUUCUUGCCUCCUAACCGUGAUAUCAAUGCUCCCGACUUGUACAUUCCCUUGAUGUCAUUUCUGACAUAUAUAUUGUUGUGGGCCGCUUUCCAAGGGUUGAAGGGAGACUUCCACCCCGAAUUAUUCGGAUACUUGUCUUCGCAAACCUUGGCGUUUUCAAUAUUGGACAUUUUAAUUUUUAAAACCGGGUUGUAUCUCUUGGGAUGUCCGCAAAGUUCCAUUUAUGAUAUCGUGAGUUUCUCCAGCUACAAGUACGUCUCAAUUAUUGUGUUGUUGUGCUUGAAGCAUUCAAUUGGAGAUUGGUUAGGUUUGGGUUAUUACGUGUCUGUUUUGGUGUUGAUUGCUAACUUGGCAAUCUUCUUGAUGAGAUCGUUGAGAUUCUUAAUCUUGCCUACCAACAACACUAGUGCUGCUACCAACAGCAUCACUUCUAGACAACGUAAGAUCAGAAUUCAGUUUUUGUUUGUUUACGCUGUGAUCAUUCAAGGCUUGAUUAUUCUCUACAUGAGCAAGUGAAUGCGCAGGAAGAGCCCCACCCGCUACAUAUUUAUUGACUUUGAAAUGCUAAAUAUACUACUAUAUAGAUAAAGUUGAAGGAGCUGACUUGUUCUUCUUCUAUGGUUUGCUAACAUCAAUACACGCGUAAUAACAUGUUUACAGU